Messenger RNA from Trichoderma harzianum CBS 226.95, 1860 nucleotides. RefSeq lists its product as hypothetical. Lineage: Eukaryota; Fungi; Ascomycota; Sordariomycetes; Hypocreales; Hypocreaceae. The coding region runs from base 1 to 1860 and encodes 619 amino acids. The record is from RefSeq and is a predicted model, not a curated record. The transcript is spliced from 2 exons.
AUGGCAACCGGGACCCUCUCGGCGCCAUUAGAAAGGCUGCCUUUUCAUCUUUUGGAAGGUAUAUGUUCCUGGCUGAAUUCGUCAAAAGACGGCGGCCUACUCGCCUUUUCGUUGGCGAAUCGACAGUGCGCCUCUGCGGCCAUGAGGUUCCGUCUCCGGCGUAUCCAUCUCAAGAUCGACCGACUGAGUCCAGACGAAAGUUUCACUUUUAUAGAUGAGACGCCAGAUAUGAAUAUCCGCCUUAGCUUUGUUCGCAAUCUCAGGAUUAGUGGUUCUCGGGCCUAUGAAGAGGACUCAGAACAAAACGAAAUCGGGCGUGAAGAGAUUGAAGAGGAAAGCUUUUUUGCGAAGCCCAGUCCUCUUUGUCCCUCAAGAUUGAGAUCCCCUCUCUAUGAGUCAAACGAACUACCACAAGUGCCAGAGGAGGUAUUACGGAUGAAGAUCAAGUAUCAAGAAACCUGGGUCGGAAUAGCGAAAUUCAUCAGCCGACUGAGUUGUUUAUCUGAUCUUGUAUAUGAUUGCAUAAGCCAGGUACCGAUGCGCUUGCUUUCAGCGCUACGCGACAAUUGCCCAGAUGCCAGACUACAUGUUUAUACCUUCAGUCUUCGAAGUCUCUAUCAGCCAAGUAACGAAUAUCACGAUGUCUCGCCAGAGGAGUAUGCCCUUGCUACAUCUCCGAACCUUUAUGGAAUUUACAUGAAAUACUCUUCUUAUGAUGGAGAUAGAUAUAUUGGAUACAAUGAAGAAGCCGUGAUGCAGAUGGUAAAAGGUUUAGCGCCAAGGCUCUCAUAUGUUGGCAUGGCUGGUCAACCGGUAGGUGAUACCAUUGAGUUAGCCCAUGCCAUCCGGCUACACAGGCAGUCCGGUAAGCCGAAAUGGAAGGGUUUCUUCAUCAACGAGGGCCAACUAACUAAACUGCAUUUGGGAAUUACUACUAUUGAUGCAGUACAAGCCCUGGCCAUUAUUGGAGAGGAUGGUGGACUAUCUUCUCUCUCUUCUCUCUCUUUAAUGCCUGAAGCAUGGAAUCUAGAGCAAGCAAUGGCUGCCGAUGCGUCCGUAUGUCGACUAUUACGAGCUAUAAAGCCACUGCAAAGCCUCGAAUUGAAAGGAGAAAUAGGAGACACCGCCUGGUGUGCAGUGAUUGAUCAACACGGUAACUCUCUUCGAGAGCUUCGUUUUGUCCCAGCCUCGGAGUACUACGAUGAUAUCGAGGGUCUUGUGCUCUCCUGCGACAGGAUAAGUCUACUUUCAAACAUAUGUUUGAACCUGGAGAAACCGGAGCUACGUAUACCUCGAACCCAUGGGGAUGGAGAUGAAGUUGGCAUCUAUCAAACUCUUGGCCGGCUUCCACGAUUGAAACGUAUCUCUCUGGUGCUUGACUGCUCUGUCAUCAAUCCUCCCGAAGUAAGGCAUGGAGAAUCAUUUAUUGACAUGGGUGGCUGGGAGCUACCCGUUGACGCUUUCCGCGCGGCGCUCAUCAAUAACGCAAUGGAUUCGGCCCUUGCACAAUCGAUAUUUGAAACAAUAGCUACAAUGAGAGAGUACACCGGCGGAAGUUCUAUGAUCGAUUUAAAGUUAAAAAUUUAUGGCGCUGGCAACUUCGGAAGGUUCUCGAUCGACAGUGAACAGAGGAUCCCUCUAGAAUGGGUCGGGCAAAGCUGGUUUGUGAGAAGGAAUUCUCGGGACGGAGGUCCUGUCGUUCAAAAAAUCAAAUCUUUCGUCGAUGAUCUUGACGUGCUGAAGGAUGAUUCUUUUGAGCGCGACGACCUAAGAGCUGUCUGGAUGGAUAUAUGGCCAGGAAGUCCGGGUGAUCGAAGGAAUCAGUGGCAUAGCUUCCCUCUGGCUAGAUCAGCAGACUGA